UGGUCAGUGUUCGUGGUGAGAAGUUGGCGAGAUCGGCUCUAAAAAUGGGAAAGAUUUGUUUUAACUUCAUAAUACUUCUUCUGAUUAUUGGAAGCUGCCACGCUGAAACAGUAAAGUUCAAAAAUGGUGUUUUGAAAAUAUUCGACAUAAAUAUUCGAAACAAAGCCGAUGUCCAGAAGCUGUCGAAAUAUUCCAAUUACACGAGCAUUCAAUUCGAGAGAUCUCAAAUUGGAACAAUGACGGCUGAGAUGCUGCAGCAGUUGAACGGAGCAGUGAAUAUCAGCUUGAUCAGUGUUGAUCUGAAUGUGUUUCAGAUUUUGCCACAGUUUAGAAGGAUAUCUCUGCUGUACAACAAAAAUGUUACCGUUGAAGUUGAUACGACAGCUGAAAAUAAUCUGCAGGAGUUGGAGAUUCGAUACGCAAGCUACAAAAAGCUUCCGGAAAAGCUCAGAUGUUUGGAAAAUCUUGAAGUACUGGAUCUUCGUCACAACCAAAUACUUUACGUGAAUUUAGACGAACUAAGUGGCAUGAGGAAACUUCGAUUGCUAAAUCUUAAUCAUAACAAAAUUAUUGAGUUUGAUAGUUUUCUUCAUAAAACAAUAAAUCUGGAAGGUUUGGAAACAUUGUUCAUUCACAGCAAUCAAUUAGUGGAAGUUAAUUUCAAACAUUGGAACGCAACUUCACUCAGGCACAUCGAUUUACAAGACAACAAACUUUCUGUCGUUUUAUCACUGCUGACAUCCGUUCCGGCGCUUGAAAUAGUUAAUUUAAACGAUAAUCCACUCGAUUGCGAUUGGAAGGCCUUUAUGUUGAAGGAAGCAUCUGUCAGAAAAGUGGCAACUCCUAGCUUAAGAGCUACAAAUUGCACUUCCAAUAACGAUAAAAUGAAGCCCAGUGUACCGCACGAAGUGCUAGAAUAUGAAACAUUCAAAAUCAAUGGCAUUUUGAAGAAAGAGAUUUUUCCUGCAAUUGGCAAGCUUAACAUUUCAGUGAAUCAAAACAUCAGGGACAAAAUGAUCAAAGUGCAGAACGAAAGUAAUAAAAUUUCAUCCAAAAUUCUGCAAAUUGAAAACGAAGCUGCACUGAAAAAUACACAGUUACAACUUAUGAUAGAGAACUUGUCUGAUUUAUUUUAUCGUUUCGUUUUAAAACAAAAUGAUCUUCAGAAAGCAAAAGGUAUCGAAUCUGAAGAAGGUAACACAAUUGAGCAAGGGCUAAGUAUUGAACAAAAAUUGGCCCAAAUCCGUAAAAUUUUGGAAUCUAAUUAAA
Culex quinquefasciatus (southern house mosquito) is the source of this 1269-nucleotide messenger RNA. Its product is annotated as toll-like receptor 6. Gene Ontology annotation, molecular function: protein binding. The transcript has 2 exons. The record is from RefSeq and is a predicted model, not a curated record. Bases 45 to 1268 code for a protein of 407 amino acids. Lineage: Eukaryota; Metazoa; Arthropoda; Insecta; Diptera; Culicidae.